CCGAGGCCGGGCCGGCGGGAGGCAGAGGAGGCCGACACCUCGGGCCGCGCCGCUCUCCCUCCCCGGCCGCCGGGAGGGUGGGCGGGAAGGAGGGCGGGCGAGAGGAGAGAGGAGGGCGGAGGGCAGAGCCGGCCGGGCCGGGCCGCGGGACUUGCGGCUCCCUCGCUGCGCGCCGCGCGGCCGGAGCCCACCAUGCUGCCCGCGGCCGCGGAGCCGGCGGCAGACCGGAGAAGAAGGGCAGGGAGGGGCUGCUGAAGAGGACAGCAGAGAUGGAGCCCCCAUGGUUUGGCUGAGAGGAACUUCAGUGUGCACAGUGCAACUCCCUCAGGGGACUCGUGGGGGAUGCUAGCUUGCCUGUGCACCGUACUCUGGCACCUCCCUGCAGUGCCAGCCCUCAAUCGCACUGGGGACCCAGGGCCUGGCCCCUCCAUCCAGAAAACCUAUGACCUCACCCGCUACCUGGAGCACCAACUCCGCAGCUUGGCUGGGACCUACCUUAACUACCUGGGCCCCCCUUUCAACGAACCUGACUUCAACCCACCUCGGCUGGGGGCAGAGACUCUGCCCAGGGCCACUGUCAACUUGGAUGUGUGGCAAAACCUCAGUGACAAACUUCGGCUGACCCAGAACUACGAGGCCUACAGCCACCUUCUGUGCUACCUGCGUGGCCUCAACCGCCAGGCCGCCACAGCCGAGCUGCGCCGCAGCCUGGCACACUUCUGCACCAGCCUCCAGGGUCUGCUGGGCAGCAUUGCGGGUGUCAUGGCAGCUCUGGGCUACCCACUGCCCCAGCCUCUGCCUGGGACUGAGCCCACCUGGUCUCCUGACCCUGCCCACAGCGACUUCCUCCAGAAGAUGGAUGACUUCUGGCUGCUGAAGGAGCUGCAGACCUGGCUGUGGCGCUCAGCCAAGGACUUCAACCGGCUCAAGAAGAAGAUGCAGCCUCCAGCAGCUGCAGUCACCCUGCGCCUGGAGGCCCAUGGCUUCUGAUCUCUGACCUUUACCACCUUCUCUUUCCCCUCCUCCUUCAAACCCUACUCCCACUCUGGGAGGGAGAAACCUGUGUGCCAACACUCGUUGAGCCAGGAGACAGAAGCCAUGAGCCUCUGGCCCUCCCCAGACUUGGAGGAGGGUGUGAUGCAAUAAGGCCUGUCCCUUCCCCGCUUCCCAAAGUCCUACAGGUCUGGGGAAGAGGUGCAAUAGGCCCCAUCCCAUUUCCACAGGAAGUAAUGCUCAAGGGAGCCUGAAGUGGUUCAAGUUGGCGCCAAGGCUCUUACAGCUUCCUGCUUCCUGCCUACCACUUGCCAGUGCCCACCUAGCCCCUCGAGUGGCACGUCUAGGAAGCAUGCCUGUAGGGAAGGGAGGGGGCCACCAUAGCACGUGCCUUUCUGGGGUGAAGCCCUUUGGCUGCCCCACUCUCCUUAGAUGGGUGUUGCUCUCCUACCCCCAAAUAACUCAAUACGUCAAUUCAGGAAACAAACACGGUGGCAAGUCCAAACAGGAGGAGAUGGGAUUGCAAAUGGAAGAGGUGGGGGUCUGCAUUGGAGGUAAUACUCAAAGCAGAGGGGCAGGGGCAGACUGGACCCAGGGGUCACCAAGGCAAUCCGUGGCACAGGGUGGCAACCAAAAGGACCUUGCCUUGCAUUUUCUUGCCGGCAUCACAGUGCCCCCUUUGCCCCCUUCCCAGGGUAUCUGUGGGUUGCCCAGGCUGGGGAGGGCAACCAUAGCCACAGCCACAGGAUUUCCUGAAAGUUUACAUUGCAGUAGCAUUUGGGGUGCAGGGGGCAGCUCCCCCAGGCCCUGCCCUCCAAGCCCCACCCACUCAUGACUCUAAGUUUGUUGUAUUAAUAUUUAUUUAUUUGGAGAUGUUAUUUAUUAGAUGAUAUUUAUUGCAGAAUUUCUAUUCUUGUAUUAACAAAUAAAAUGCUUGCCCCAGAGCUGCGUCUCUUUGCUUGGCCUUGCCCCUCUUCCUGACUCUCGUCACUUGUUCUCCUGGCCCUUCACCGUCCUGGUGACGGAGGUGAACCACCACCUCUGGUGGAGAGCCUGGAAGGCCCGGGGGCUCAGGAGGGGCAGAGAGCUUGGGCAAGAGGCUCUCUCCCUCCCUCCACCGGGUGGAUGUACAUACAGCAGGCUUCUCUCCUGCUCCGUCCACCAACACCAGGUUCCUUUAGUCCUCCCCAGUAUCUUGUCUGUUUCUUUGCUCAGUCGGCCUCACCUCUCUGGAUUGCUUUAAUGGUCUUAUAGGUCUGUCUCCCUACAAAGUUUUCUAUCUGCCCCUCCAGUGCGCUCUCCAAGCAGUCAGCUCCGCGCAUUCAACCCUCAGCUUCCCCAGGACCCCCACCUGUGGUGGCCCACUGGCGCCCCCCAGGAGUGACCCUAGCCUUCACAAUACCCUUCAUCUCCUAGGGAGGACGCUAGACUGCGGCCAAGUCACAAGUCUCCACUGUGACUUUACUCCUUUCUCUGCAAGUAAGGCGGCAGAUUAGGGGGCAAGAGAAAACCUCCUGUUGGACUACAAGUGAAUGGGAAAGAUGCUAUUCAAGGGAUGACCUAAAUUGAAAUCCCAGGUUCAUACCCUAGUAGCUGAGUGACCUUGGAUAAAUUACUUAAAGCUCUCUAUUCUCCAGUUUUCCCAUCUGUAAAGUAGGGAUAAUUAAAUACCAUUAUAAGAUUGCUGGAAAGGAUAAGAGAAAUAAUAAAGGUAAGAUGCUUGGCUGCAGCAGCAGCAAUUGGUAAUUACAGAUUAUUCGGGACAUAUCAAUCAGCACGUCAUGAGUCUCUAGUGAAGAGCCACUGGGUAAAUUAAUGGGCUAAUUGCUCCCAGGUAAUACAUGGGUAUUUUACAAGGGCCUCCUGGAGACAGUGCCCUAAGCGAAGGAAGUAACAAAUGAUGGUGAUGUCAAUCAGUUGACAAAUGUUUUAAAGACCUAAUUACCUGCCCAUCACUGCUAACUGGUGUAGGAAAGCCAAAAGAAGUCCAAGACCUGGCUUGGCUCCCGGCCUUGCAGAGCCUGUGGUUCUAUCCUGGAAGAGAA
Equus quagga is the source of this 3038-nucleotide messenger RNA. It is a transcript of the gene CLCF1, whose product is annotated as cardiotrophin like cytokine factor 1. Bases 343 to 990 code for a protein of 215 amino acids. The transcript has 4 exons. Lineage: Eukaryota; Metazoa; Chordata; Mammalia; Perissodactyla; Equidae. The record is from RefSeq and is a predicted model, not a curated record.